Blepharisma stoltei is the source of this 4858-nucleotide messenger RNA. Lineage: Eukaryota; Ciliophora; Heterotrichea; Heterotrichida; Blepharismidae. The record is from the annotation of a GenBank genome assembly.
AUGGAAGUAAUAAGUAAAAGACGCAAAGUAAUUUCAAAUCAGCUCGCAGAGGAUCCAUUUUCUCUCUUUUCCUCCCCAGACAGAAAAACCGAGGCAGUAAGAAUCAUCUUACAAAGCUUGCGAGAAUUUGGUUUUGAGUAACUUUUACACAGUAAAUCAGCAGCACAGCUCGAAAUGGACUCCGGCAUCAAGCUCGAAAACGAGAACGUCGAAAAGUUCAAAAAAGGCAUUAUUGAAGGCCAAUGAGACCAAGUUACAUCAAUAGUCCCUGAAUUUAACAUUCAAGCCACCAAGCAGUCAAAAAUCCAUUUUUGUUUAAAAGAACAGAAAUACCUAGAACUCAUUGAGAAUGGCGAUUUUCAACGAGCCUUGGACUGUUUAAGGAAUGAAUUGACUCCAAAUCAUCAAAAUUAGAUUAAAAGUUAGAAUGGGUGUUUAGGGUUUAUUUCAGCACCGACUUCGGGCUCCUCAUCCUAGGCAUUUUUUGCACUUACGCCCUUUUUUGUCUAUGUCUCCAAAAAAUGGUGACGUCGCCAUCUCUUGGGAGACGCACCCAGAUACUUCCUAAGACAACUCCUAGUUAUCGGCAUGGUCUAUCCGUCGAUGGGAAAAAGGACACAACCCCGAAUUAUCCUUCUGAUCAUUACUCUUUGCAUCGAGAAGUGCAGAGAUGUCAUAUGGACUCUGGUUUCCUUGUCUGUGUUGGGUGAGGUUAAUUAAAGUGCAUUGUACUUUUUUAAAACCCCCUCCGAAAACCUACAAAAAUGACUGUGUACUUUACAAAUGGUCGUUUAGUGUGAAAAAAGUACAAACGGUACUUUUCGAUUUUUUAAAAACAGGGGGGGUGAAAAAAGUAAACGGUAAAAAAAAACAGCCAAAGCAGAGGAAAAGUACAUAUAAAAAUCAAUAUUUUAUCAAGACUAAGUAAAUUUAAGCAAAGAAAGGCCAAGGUUAAAUUGCAUAAUAAACAGCUUGUAUUGCAUUAUAAUAAAUAAUAAACAAUAUUGCUGGAAAGAAUGCAAGAGCUGCAUGAUAAACAAUAAAAAAUAUUUGGCUCUCAAAAUAAGAGGAAAAAAGUACGCUGCAAAAUAUAAAAUGAUUAAAGUGACGUAGAAUAAUCUAAUAUAAAAGACUAAUAAUAAACACAGGAAACUCCCUUAGAAAGUUCAACUUAAUUUGUUAAAUAAAAGACCAAAAGUUGCAAAGAAAUAUAAGAAAAGUGAUUAUGGAGAAAAUUAUUAAAAAUGGAUGAAAAAAGUACAUGUUUUUUUUCAUAUGUACAAAAAGAGAGUGAAAAAAGUACUCAUAAAAUUUUUAACGGUGCAAAUUUUGAAUGAAAAAAGUACAAAGGGAAAAAACAGAGGGAAAAAGUACAUUGACUUUUUAUAUGAAAAUACUAAUUUUUUUAAAUAUGUUUACCUUAAAAUGAGAAGAACGCAUCAAUUUAAUUUUGCUGCAUAUAUUAAUUCUCAUUCCACCCCCUUUAAAUUGAACAAAAAAUUUUGUUCCAAUUUAAAGGGGGGUUAAUUUUUUUUUUUAGAAAAAAAUAUCACUUAACUUAACUUAACUUAAACAGACGGGCUCGUGCCCCUAAUUUUAACGCAAUCAGCGAGGAUCCCUUAUGGGAUUCAUCCGCUUUGCGACAUCACUCCCAUAUAAAGCGGGAGUACUGAUGCCUCCUCCUUGUCUCUUAUGAAUGACUCCAGUGUUGAGUGGGCAGACUACGGGUUUGGAGGCUGAGCUGGCAUUCCGAAAUUCCAAAAAAUUGAAUUUCUGGUAGCCUGUCGGCAAAAGGAUAAAGACCAAAUCCUGGGACGUAACGCCCAGUUUCACGUUAGGCAGUUGCCCAAUUGGUCUAGGUAUUACCUGUAGACUCUGCUGGGCUUACCCUUUCCAAAUCUGAACCCUCCUUACCUUCGAGGUAAAAACCAGUCUCGAAAUUGGACUUGGGCUAGGUUCUGCGCUCCUGCAGAAUUAGUUGCCUAGCAUUGCUGUCCAUUUCAAGGCUAGAAAAACCUUGCCGGAUAUAAUUAAAAUAUGAGUCGGAGGCUGUAUGGCCGUGAAGCCAUACCUAGACGAAGACGCCAUAUUUUAAUUAUCUAGAAAAAAAAACCAAUAUAAAAAUUUAAAAAAAAACAAAUUUCAUCGAAUAGAUUAAUAAAUUUGUUUAAUAAAAUGCUAUUUACUCUUUAUCCUUUAAAACAAAGCAAUAUAUAACUAAAUUUACAUUAUUAGUUAAUACGCCACUAUUAAUUGGUAUCAAAAUUAUUUUCAUAAAAAUUAUUAUUUUUAUUAAUAAAAAAAAUUAAAAAACACAAAUUUUAGAAAAUUUAUCGAUCAAAAUGCUAAUUUUGUUUAAAUAAGAUGCUAUUUAUACUCUAUUCUUUUAAAAUAAAGCAAUAAUAUAGUAAAUUUUUAAAUUCUAUAAAGAAUUCCUAUUGAUUUUAUAUCAAAACUAUUUAAAUAAAAAAUAUCGUUUUUAUCAAAAAAAUCAAUUGUUUUUUUAAAAUUUAGCAAUUAAGGAUAAUAAAUUUAUUUAAAUAAGAUGCUCUUUAUGCUCUCUUCUUUAAACAAGAGCAAGAUAUUACUAAAUUUUGAAUUUUAGUUAAGAAGAAGCAUUUAACUUAUAUCAAAAAUUUUUAGAUAAAAAUUAUAUAUAAUUUUUUAUUAUAAAAUUAAAUUUUGUUUCAAUUGAAGGAGUUAAUUUACCAAAAAAAAUGAAAAUUUUACCUAUAUUUGUUCAAUUUAAAGGGGGUGGAAUGAGAAUUAAUAUAUGCAGCAAAAUUAAAUUGAUGCGUUCUUCUCAUUUUAAGGUAAACAUAUUUAAAAAAUUAGUAUUUUCAUAUAAAAAGUCAAUGUACUUUUUCCCUCUGUUUUUUCCCUUUGUACUUUUUUCAUUCAAAAUUUGCACCGUUAAAAAUUUUAUGAGUACUUUUUUCACUCUUUUUGUACAUAUGAAAAAAACAUGUACUUUUUUCAUCCAUUUUUAAUAAUUUUCUCCAUAAUCACUUUUCUUAUAUUUCUUUGCAACUUUUGGUCUUUUAUUUAACAAAAUUAAGUUGAACUUUCUAAGGGAGUUUCCUGUGUUUAUUAUUAGUCUUUUAUAUUAGAUUAUUCUACGUCACUUUAAUCAUUUUAUAUUUUGCAGCGUACUUUUUUCCUCUUAUUUUGAGAGCCAAAUAUUUUUUAUUGUUUAUCAUGCAGCUCUUGCAUUCUUUCCAGCAAUAUUGUUUAUUAUUUAUUAUAAUGCAAUACAAGCUGUUUAUUAUGCAAUUUAAACUUGGCCUUUCUUUGCUUAAAUUUACUUAGUCUUGAUAAAAUAUUGAUUUUUUAUAUGUACUUUUCCUCUGCUUUGGCUGUUUUUUUUUACCGUUUACUUUUUUCACCCCCUGUUUUUAAAAAAUCGAAAAGUACCGUUUGUACUUUUUUCACACUAAACGACCAUUUGUAAAGUACACAGUCAUUUUUGUAGGUUUUCGGAGGGGGUUUAAAAAAGUACAAUGUACUUUAAUUAACCUCACCCGUCUGUGUUAUGGUUAAAAAAAACCUGCCGUGAUGCCCUGAUCAGUGAUAAAAAACCACCUGGACAAAAGUUCCGUCGCUCUGAGACCAAAAAGGUAUAAGGAUGGGUCGGAUAACUCCCAUUUUAUUUAUAUCAAAUCUCCAAGAAGACCACGAAAAGCUUCAUAAGCUUGCUAGUCAUUUAUUAUGCCAAUCCCCCGAAGAACUGAAGAAAACAGCAGACUGAACAGGCUCCUCUUCACAAGCCAGACAGCAGCUUCUAAAAAAAGUACAAUUUUAUAUACCCCCUGACAUCAUGAUUCCGCCUGAUAGGCUUCAAUUGUUGCUGUCCCAAGCAUUGACUCACCAAAUAUCUGAAUGCAAAUAUCAUAGAGAUUUUAAAGAUACCCACAGUUUAUUGGAGGACCAUAUGUGUGAAAACCAGCUAUUUACAGCUAAAAAUAUACAGACGAUUGGAGGAGGGAAUGAAGAAGAAGUAUGAGAUGUGGUUUUUAGUAAUAAUGGAGAAGCAAUGGCCAGUAUAUGUAAAAAUACGACAAUAAGUAUAUGAAAUUUCACUGAGCAAGGCUUUACUAAGCGGUUUGACAUUUUAAAUUCCCAUAGCCAUAAUGUACUGAGCGUCUCAUGGAGCCCAAAUAAUGAUAGAAUUCUGAGUACUGGGGCUGAUGGGGUUAUAAAGCUCUGAAACGCCCAGACUGGGGAGUUUAUAAGUGAGUUUAAAGAACAUACAGAUAAAGUUACUAGCAGUGAAUGGAUAAAUGACCGAGAAUUUAUCUCAGGCGGGGUGGAUAGGAAAUUCAUGGCCUGAAAAUGUGCAGGCGAGAAGCAAAAAUUACUAGACAUCAGGGUGCGGCAGCUCCAAAAAUCCGAAAACUGCAAAAUCGUCGCAAUUUUGAACGCAGCCAUCAACGAAGUCGUCAUUUACAAUAUAGAAACCCAUGAAGAGAUCACCCGUAUAAAAGAAGAAGACAAAAUCACCUGCAUCUCUUUAUCAAGCUCUGGGAAUGAGCUUAUCACCAAUGUAAGCUUAACUGACCCUCAUUUAAACCUCUGAAACACCCAAACUGGCUGCCUCAUCCAAAUGUACAAAGGCCACUCACAAGAAAAAUACCAAUUAAAACCUUGCUUUAUUGGGCUCAAAGAAGAACUUAUCGCCUGUGGAAGCGAAGACGGCAGCAUUUUUAUAUGAAAUAAGCUCCAUGGGACUGUGCUAGUAACACUAAAAGACCAUACUGGCCCUGUUAAUUCUAUUGCAUAUUCUAGACUCAGACCUCACUGCUUGGUAUCUGCAAGUGACGAUGGGUCGUUAAAGGUCUGGUCUUUAACAGAUAAUUAA